AGACCAAUCGCGUCGUCAACCCUCUGGACCCUGAGUACAAGCUUCCGUCCUACAAAGAGGAGAAGCCUCCACCUCUUAAGUUUGUUAGAGACACCCUAAAUGUCAGUGAUAUCAGCAGGGCCAUAGAACGCGGCCCAAGGAAAAGACGCGGAAAUGAUGAGUAAGCUGGGAUUUGGAGUAAGGCAGAGCCUUCAGACAGGUUGAAGGAAGGCGUAAAGACAUGCCUGGCUAUGCCAGGCACUGGAUGCGAAAAAACUCCAAAAAGCACUUCUUUAUGGAGACGGUACAUAAUUCUUUGGACGCAAACGGGAGACAUAGCAGCCGAAGAGGAACACUGUCACACGAGAUUAGCAUGGCAAGAGCUUACCGAUGCCUCUCAAAGUGGAACCGAACGAUGGAGACACCAUUGAUCGCUUGAAGCCUCAAGGAUAUUCCUGUCGCAACUGCAAGACGAAACUGUCCUUGGUUGUUGUUGGCUGCCACAAUCGUGAAUAAGGAACGGCGGCUCCUCUUCUGGAAAAGCCGACAGCAUAUUUGACACCUUUGAUAGGCUACAACAGGUCGGUUGAUAUGGUUUGUGUUUGUGCACGAUUAUAUGCGCUCUGAGUAACGGAGUGCCGAACAGUGCAACGACAAAACCAUCCACAGAUAGCGUCGAGCGACGGAUGACGUAGAGAUUGGAUUUACAAUAGGCUUCACAGGACGUACCGUAGCUAUUCACUGUGAUGACAGAAUAGGUGACUCAAGCAUCGACAAGAUUGAGGGUUCCACACCCAACCAGCUUGUUCUGCGGGCCAGUUUCUUCCGCCCACCCCAAGAAUGCAGACUCAGUUCGUCUCUACAUUGUCAGGUAAGCCAUCCGCCUCCCGCGAAAACUCCGCAGUCACUGGCAGGUUACCAGCGUUCGGGAUGUGGCGACGACGGAGAGUACCCUCAUACGGCAAGCUGCUUAAGACAAGGUGAUUCUGCGUGGGAUGCUGACAGGACAUUAACGGCCCCAAAAGACCCCACCACGUCGUAGCGAGGCAUAAUAACCCCAACGACCCUGUGUAAGUUUCGAUAUGUCAUCAUAAUAACAUCCUGGAAGUGGCUCACUCGGCAAAGCCCAGAACCUUACCUAUGCAUGAGAACUCGAUUGUGUCAGGGUGUUUGCAGCUACAUUUUGCCGAAUUGGACGGUCCCAUCUCAUAUUUGGACAGAAGAGUCUAUCGCCUUGGCCGAAAAAGGCGAAUCACAACAUCAUGGCAAACAGCUUGUCAUAGGUUCGUCUAAACCGUCCACCACCUACAUACCAUACUUCUCAGCGAACUGCACUUUGGUCGCACACUGCUGGUAGCACAGUAGGCAGCUAUGGCACGGUGUGUGCAUCACUCCAGGAUGGUUACGGCUACUGGUGACGGUCGAUUGAGUUUUGCCAGCUAGCUACGAAGUAAGUGAGCCCUGAAAGCGGUAUACAAAUGUCAUAUUCAGUUGUACUGACGAAAUCCUUGGCGGUGGAGCCGAGGCAUGACGUAAUUGUACGGCGACCGACAGAGCUCAACCAUGUGUACGCGUAUAACAGGUCAUAUUGAGAAGAGCCGUCCCCGGGUGCACGCGAGGGCUGUACGAUCUCCAUUCUACCCUUUGAUAACAGAAGAUAUCGCUGGUGCAACAAGCUCAAGGUAUUUCUGACUCCGCCUUAUCCUGAUAAUGCCGAUAACUAUAGUAAGAGCAGUAGGCAUCUUCGGGGGCGAUACCGUGUAGUGCUGCCAGAAGCUAUGGCUGGGGUGGGACCAAGCAGCUGAGAAGCUGUUUGUCUAGAGGCGUUCAGCUCUGAGCUAUGACUGGCCACUUGGACCUAGAUGAGGAACUUAUGGAAACGUAAGCGACCUAAUCAAACAAUCGCGCUUUGCCGGGACUACACAGAAACGGCACAACGAGUGCAGUGAAAGCUUAGAUGCUUGCAGAUAAGUCGAACGUGAAAGGCUGUCGAGAAAACGCUUCACUCAAACCACAGUGUCGGAUAGAAAUUAGCAUUUUCCGGAAGCUGUUACUGGUGGUGCUGUUCCAGUGACCCAACGUCCUACAGUUUCCAAAAUAACUGUGAGAACUGAAGAAGAGCGGCAAUUGUUUCCGAUCGUCAAACGAUAUUUGGCAUGUCCGCACACGAAAUAGGGCAGCUAUUCUGACGGACCAGUGUAUCUGUCUCUCUCCACGGUGCGUUUCUUCGUUAUUCCUGGACGACCUCAAAACGGCAGUCGGCGGCUGGUCAUUGACUGUAUUUUGGAACGGACUGUCACAGUGAACGUAGCUACCGGAGUCCCUGGCGGCUUUCACAGCAGCCACUUGCGUUUAGUGCGUGCUACAAGCUGGACGACGCAUCGAUAUAUAACUGCGUGCUCUCCGAAUACAGGGUAGUAUGUCUACUGCGUUGGAUUUGUACUGGCUGACAGGUGCAUACCCUUGAAACCGAAGAAAGGAGGGGUUGACAUAUACUCAACUGCCGACAUCCAGGGAGCUCAGGUGAUUGCCAGGCAUCUGCGGUAGCAUCACUCGCUUAGGCUUGAAGUCCUCUGUCUUACGAUAUGGGUAAUGACUCAUGAAAGACUAGAGAAAUCAAAAUUUCCAGCCGGGUCGACGUACUCUCUGCCGAGGUGGGGCAUUGGAAUGGGACUUCCAAGUUGGCAUGUCGUUCUUUCCCCCUUCGCACAGGCAGAUACGCAGAGAAACGGACUGAAGACCAGGCGUCAUGUGAAUCCUUUGCGACCGUCCUACAACUGGGAUGUCUACCAGACACAGUUUCUUGCUGAGGCGGUUGGCCAACCCGCUCACCAGCAAGUCGAAAUAAACACGCCUGGAAAAAACACUGCCGUAGAUGCUGCCACACUGUUGCCAAGUGAACCAAAUUUCCCGCCAAGAGGCUCCUCAGAGAACUAUUUGCGCACGGCUGACGUAACGGCUUGCAAUGCAACAGCUACUGUAGCUACCCAAACGGCUGCUUCGGCGCUGCAGCAAAGAAUUCAACAGCGGAUUGCUGGCAUGAUUUCAUCAUCGAACAAUGGCUGCCAGCAGGACCCUGACAGCAGCCACUAUUUGCGUGGAGCCGGAGAAGAACGCCGCGUCCCUCAGAAACAAGGCACACUGGCAUUUACCUCUUCGGCACCGGUGUCACUCGUGCCUCUGGCCUAUCACAAAAGGAUAUAUGAGUCAGCCUCAAAGGUUUGUAAACAGUGCGCGAAAGAGGCCUCGUCUACAAGAACUUGCAAGCCGCUAACGGCUGCCGAGAAGAUCUCUAUGUUCGUAAUGCCCUGAAGCUAUUUUACUUUCACCACGAGUCCCCCGUCGAAGGGGGAUGGUGGUUCUUAGUGAGGGCAGCUAAGACGUUCCGGACAUUUCCAAAGGCCGGAAGCGCUCAUGAGCUGUUCGGCACUGACAGUGACCGUGUGAGCAACCCCGCAAUACAGCUAACUUAUUGCAGUAUUUGGGGCGAUAACUCGGUGGCGUAGAAGAUAAGCGGGCUCAACUGGUACGUUGAAUGUGUCGGUUUCCCACCAUUCCCACAAUCAGCGAAACCCAGCAGUGGAAAGGGACCUUGUGAAUGAAUUUUCAGUUCAUAUUACCUUGGCUUAUGUUCCACCAUUCCCUCGGUGUGCUAUGUCCAGUCAGAAUAUCGUAUUCUGGGUAUUCGUUUAGUGUGUGGUAGUUGAGGCGGCGAGUGCUACGGAUUAAACAAGAAACGCGAGUGAUAGUGGAUACAAGUCCGGUAGUACCUCAGAACUCGAGAACCACCGUCUUUCCCACAUUGGCCUAACACGGCUAAGAGGCCUAGCAAACACAACAAGUGUCAUGCGAUGGAAAACAGGCGAGACAUAUUCAAAUUCAGAUGCUAAAAGCCCUCAGGAAAGUCGUCGCGAGUAAUCUGAUUACUCUCUGAACGGCAUAUCUACAGUCGCGAGCGACCACCGAGAGCUUUCGCACGACUGACGUUGCUGGACACGAUGAUAUCCAUCGUAGUAGUAUUUCGCGCUGUAUCUUACAAAGGCAUUGCGACCAUUGUACAUAGAGCAGGGACCGGCACGCCUUGCUAGCCAUUUCGGCAUUGGGUGCAGUGGCAGGCGCCUCCCCGACCACUGCGGCCGCAGGUGACGAAUCUUCUCGCACUCUCGGGUUCGUGAGAAGGCUCCUGUCACCGGAGGAUGAAACAGGGAAAUACGCAGUUUUUUGCCCCUAGAUUCUCGUAGCAAGAGUGUCGAAUGUAAUGUGGUCUUUCUACGACGUUCAUUGCGAGGGUCUCGACUUUUCAACGUAGUGUAACGGUUUCUAGCCAUACGUAGGUGUGUGCGGCUCACUUGAGCUUCGAAAAACUUUUGGCCUUGUUCUCUCGUAACUUGUUUCUCCGCUAUUUGCGGUCAUAUUGUGCCUCCCUCGAAGACAAGUCUGUGAUGUCUUCCAGCGAAAAGCAGUCCGGCGAUAGUUAAAAAUCGCUUCUGAAGGGACAGAUGAGUGUCGAGGACGUUGCUGGGUCUGUAACACUCGUCGUUACUGUUGCGUUGUCGCCACGUAGUUCUUUGCCCUGCUUGCUAAGUCAUCAGUGUGGCCACUCGCUGCGCCUUCAGUUGGUGCAAAGCCAGUGACACUCAUAAGCAGUUUCUCGAAAGUUCGACUGGGGACAGCACCAUGUGGACAUCGUCGUGGCAACGAGCAAGCUCUUUCGGCGCUGUGCGUGACUCUGGCUCGGUCGCCCGUCACCGUCCGUACGUUGUCCGCGUGGCUUCACCAGCAGUUUCACCAGUCACGAGUCGGGCAAAAUUGUGCACGCCGAUGACGCUGACUGCAGUGCUGCCUUCAAGUGUUUCCCCUCUUUCAUAUUUCCAGAGACGUGAAACCCGACUUUUGAGCCAUCGCCACCCAGGAACGAGAGCCAUGUCCACAACCCUACGAUCACUGCUUCCUUGCAUGAAAGACGGGAAAGUCCCGAUGUUCAUAGACAACGAGUUUGUUACGAGCAAAACAAACAUCGCCAAUAAGGACCAGGUUCAUCUCGUGCAUUGCCCUUCAACCAACGACUUGCUGGCGGUGAACCCCCAACCCUUGGACGCCGAGGUUCACACUGCGAUCCGAAGCUGCCACUCAGCCCAAGCAGGGUGGAGGCAGAUGAGUCUGGCGCAAAGGAAGAAGUUUCUUCUCUCCUUUUUGCAUGCUUUAGAAAACGGGAAGGAUGACCUUGCUAACAUCAUCACUCGAGAACACGGGAAGACGCUGCUCGAUGCACAAGGUGAAGUCAGGCGUGGAAUUGAAGCCGUAGAAGAAACGGUAUCAGCCUCUCCUUUCCUGCGAGGCGACAAUUUGCAUAACAUAGCUGAUGGUAUGGACUGCUUCACAUACAAGCUCCCACUUGGCGUCUGCUGCGGCAUCACACCUUUCAAUUUUCCCGCCAUGAUUCCACUAUGGAUGUUCCCAGUCGCGUGCUUAGCUGGAAACACAUUCUUGCUAAAGCCGUCCGAAAGGACUCCUCUGGCGGCAGCAAAGCUCAUGAGUUUCGUUCAAGAAGCUGGCUGGCCAAAGGGUGUCGUUAACGUUGUGCACGGAGACGCACGGACUGCAAACAUUCUCUGCACGGCACCCAGCGUCGCUGCAGUUUCUUUCGUAGGCAACAACAAAGCAGGAGAAUUGAUUUACAAGCUUUGCGGAGAAUCCGGGAAACGAGCACAAUGCAACAUGGGGGCGAAAAACCAUGCUGUUGUCAUGCCAGAUGCUGACAAGGAAGAAGCUCUCAAUGGAGUUGUAACUGCGGCGUUCGGUGAAGCAGGCCAGCGGUGCAUGUCUACUUCAGUGCUGCUAUUGGUUGGCGAUGCCGGAAACUGGUUGGAAGACCUCCUACUCGUUGCAAGUGCUUUAAAAGUUGGUCCGGGCAGCGACCCGAGCGUCGAUGUUGGGCCGCUGAUUUCCAAGGAAUCAAAGAUUCGAAUCAAAGCGGCGGUGAAGCAGAGCAUUCGUGAGGGUGCAAAGCUUCUACUGGACGGUCUUCAUCCUGUCGUGGAAGGUUUUCCUAACGGCAACUUUCUCGGUCCCACAGUUUUGGAGAUUCCUCAUCUGAACAUCACUGCCUACAAGGAGGAACUGUUCGGGCCAGUUCUCUGCGUUAAGAAGGUCAAUUCUAUCCAAGAGGCAGUGGACCUCGUGAACACAAACAAAUACGGGAAUGGCUCGGCUAUUUUCACACGAAGCGGUUCAACAGCUCGCUUCUUCCAGCAGUCUGUUGCUGUCGGACAAGUGGGAAUAAAUGUUCCGGUACCCCUUCCUCUCCCAAGUUUCUCCUUCACCGGCUGGAACGACAGCAUGCGUGGAGCUCUUCACUUCAACGGCAAAAUGGGCGCCGAAUUCUACACACGGACCAAAACGAUCACUGCCCGUUGGAGGGGGAGUGGCUGUCACUAGUUUCGGGUGCGUGCCGGUUAAUCGACUAAAACGGCGAUUACAGCGCCUUACGGCCAAGGAUCGACUAACCAGCGGCGACGAUUGUCAGGAAACACUGAUGUUCUGUGUUCACUCGAAACGAGCAACGCGCAGUUUCAAGGCAGUCCUGCAUGAAUCAGUGUUACUGGGUGUUGUACACGCGACAUUUGGGCAGUUUUACCGGACCAAGCAGCCUCAAACGUGACCCUGCCGAAUGUGGUUUCGUAGUGUCCUAGUAAGGAUAAGAUGACGAAGGACUGCAACAGGACAAAAGCCCUGCAUAUUUAAGGCA
Messenger RNA from Toxoplasma gondii ME49, 6727 nucleotides. RefSeq names its product methylmalonate-semialdehyde dehydrogenase [acylating], putative. The record is from RefSeq and is a predicted model, not a curated record. The coding region runs from base 4657 to 6417 and encodes 586 amino acids. NCBI's taxonomy places the organism in Eukaryota, Apicomplexa, Conoidasida, Eucoccidiorida, Sarcocystidae. Gene Ontology annotation, biological process: L-valine catabolic process; thymine catabolic process. The transcript has 12 exons. Gene Ontology annotation, molecular function: methylmalonate-semialdehyde dehydrogenase (acylating, NAD+) activity; malonate-semialdehyde dehydrogenase (acetylating, [NAD(P)+]) activity.